AUGAAGUCAUCAUCAACUUUAUCAAGCUUGGGAAGAUUAUACCAACAUGCUAACCAUUCUAGUGCUUCAGUCGUAUCAAGGUUAUCAAAAUCAAGUACUCGACCGUCUUUACAGACUUGUAACGAUAAUAAUAAAAUAUUAGAUAUUGGAAAACCAACACAGUUUGAACAUGGUAUUCAUGUAGAAUAUAACAAAGACAAUGGCAAAUAUAUGGGAUUACCUGAUGUAUGGCAAUCAAACUUACCAAGUGAUGAUGUUCUAGAUACGAACUAUAUUAAUCCAAACCUUGUCCCAUCUCCUGUGAAUGGUAAAAAAAAAAAAAAAAAUUUUUUUUAUAUAUCAACCUUGUACGAUAAAAAACCAUCAUUGAUAGGAAAACCUUACAAUAUUCAACAUCAUAUACACGUAGAAGUAGAUCAAAAUGGAUUCAAAGGAUUACCAUUGGAAUGGCAAAAGAUAUUAAAGGCAUCUGGUAUCAGUGAAGAUAUCGUAAAUGCAAAUCCAAAAGCAGUACAACGUUUAAUGCAUGUACGAAUGCCUGAUUCACUACAACAACAACGACAACAACAAGAUACCAAGUCGGAUCAUACCAAUAACAAUGAUAAAAUAUCAGAAUUACCUAUUGGAUUUGCUCCUCCUUCAAGAGCUCGUCAUUCAAAAUUAGCUCCAUUACGUCGUCCAUCUUCUUCUUUCAUUGAUUCUACUUCUUCUGUUUCUUUGGCUUCCUCUCAUACAUCUACUUCUGAUAUCGAAUCACCAAUAGAUGAUAUUAUUGAUCAUGCUGAUCCAACUCAACUCUAUACGGACUUUACGUUGAUUGCUGAAGGUGAAUCAGGUCCUAUGUAUGCUGCCAAACAAAUCAGUACAAAUCGCAUAGUAGCCAUCAAAAAGAUAUCAAAAGAUGCGGAACAAAAGUUGGGCAAAGUACGAAACGAAUUGACUACCAUGAAAAUGAGUCGACAUCCAAAUAUUGUUGAAUUUAUUGCCUGUUAUAUAACAGAUACGGAAGUAUGGGUAGUAAUGGAAUAUAUGGAUGUUGCAUUAUCAGAUAUCAUCUCAAUUGAAACAACCAACAAUAAUGAUGAUAAUGAUGAUGAUAUGGAACAAAAGGAUUAUCGUGAAAGAAUGACUGAAGAUCAAAUGGGACGUGUGGCUCGUGAUAUAUUACGUGCUCUUGGAAAAUUGGAUCGACUUGGAAGAAUUCAUCGAGAUAUUCGUAGUGAUAAUGUUUUGAUCAAUAUGCGUGGAGAAAUCAAAUUGACUGAUUUUAGUCAUUGUGCUCAAUUAACCAAGAAUCAACCGAAACGAAAUUCUAUUAUUGGAACUCCUUAUUGGAUGGCACCUGAAGUGAUCAAAGGUCAAGAAUAUAAUGCAAAAGCUGAUAUUUGGUCUUUGGGUGUAUUAAUGAUUGAAAUGUCUCAAGGUGAUCCUCCUUAUGUAGAAUAUCCUCCUCUUAGAGCAUUAUUUUUAAUUGCAUCCAAUGGUAUUCCUCCAUUCUCAGAACCUGAUCGUUGGUCUGAACAAUUCAAGGAUUUUGUACAAAAAUGUACUACUGUUGAUCCAACUAAACGCCCAGAUGCUGCUACUCUUUUAAGGCAUCCAUUUGUAUUGUCUGUAGCCACAAAGGAAGAUAUUGUCAAAUUGAUUGAAGAAACUAGACAACUUGAAGAAAUGAUGGACUCAGAAGAAGAGGAUGAUUCAUAAUCAACAAAAACCUCGCAUACAACAUAUAUUAUUCCCUUUUUACCUCAUGUUUUUAUAUUGUACUUUUUUUUUUUCUUUUUCAUCCUUCCUUUUUAUUACAUUAAAGUUUAGUAUUACAGCAUUUUUUUUUACUAACAUACCUCUCAUCAUCAUGAAUAAAAGAUUUAAAGCAAAUCAAUUGU
Halteromyces radiatus is the source of this 1886-nucleotide messenger RNA. RefSeq names its product kinase-like domain-containing protein. NCBI's taxonomy places the organism in Eukaryota, Fungi, Mucoromycota, Mucoromycetes, Mucorales, Cunninghamellaceae. The record is from RefSeq and is a predicted model, not a curated record. Gene Ontology annotation, biological process: protein phosphorylation; regulation of MAPK cascade; intracellular signal transduction. Gene Ontology annotation, molecular function: protein serine/threonine kinase activity; protein tyrosine kinase activity; ATP binding. Gene Ontology annotation, cellular component: cytoplasm. Bases 1 to 1704 code for a protein of 567 amino acids. The transcript has 7 exons.